Nematostella vectensis (starlet sea anemone) is the source of this 1389-nucleotide messenger RNA. RefSeq names its product mitochondrial import inner membrane translocase subunit Tim21. The coding region runs from base 34 to 819 and encodes 261 amino acids. The record is from RefSeq and is a predicted model, not a curated record. Gene Ontology annotation, biological process: protein import into mitochondrial matrix. The transcript is spliced from 6 exons. Gene Ontology annotation, cellular component: TIM23 mitochondrial import inner membrane translocase complex. Lineage: Eukaryota; Metazoa; Cnidaria; Anthozoa; Actiniaria; Edwardsiidae.
GAAGUAGCCUGGUGCUGGUUAUUAGCGAACAACAUGGCGGCCAGUUUGAUAACUCAAGGCCGCAUGAUGUUGGGUCGCGGUAGAUGGCGAGCCUUAGGAUCUGCGAGUACCCAUAUUAUCAAUGCACAGAGUAGAGUUGGGGAAUUUGCAUUCAAGAGAUUUUUAAGCUCGCAGACAGCUUUUUCUGGACUGAAAUCACGUGGUUGUUUUGGUGUUAUUGUUGCUUCACAUCGUCCCCCUGAAAGGUCAGCACUUUUGGAGAAAGAGUUGCGUGGCUCACAGAUUAGCAAAAGACUGGCGUCGACCUCGAAAAAGAAGAAAGAAGCCAGUGAAUCUGGAGACUUAAUGGAGGCUCAAGAACAGCCUGAGAGUCAACUGACUGUAGGCGCUAAAGUUGUCCAAGCUGGUAAAGAUGUCACCUAUCUUGGUAUCAUUAUUGUUGGGUUUGCUGUAACAGGGGCCCUACUAUGGUACGUCUUCAGUGAGUUGUUCCUUGGGUUUAGUCCAAAUAGAGUCUACUCUGAUGCAUUGAAAAAAGUGUUAGCAAACUCUGAGGUUGUUGAAGAGCUAGGUGAGCCAAUUAUGGGCCAUGGAGAGGAGACUCGCAGAGGUCGCAGACGGCACGUCAGCUUUCAGGAAUAUGUUGUUGAUGGCGAGGACUACAUGCGAAUUAAAUUCUACGCAAAAGGGAGUAAACGCAAGGGGACUGUGCAUGUGGAUGUGAAAAAGGGCUCAAGAGGAAGUUUCAUCUAUCGCUUUAUCUUUGUGGAGAUACCAGACUACCCAUCAAGAACAAUCAUCAUACUGGACAACCGAUAAGUAGAGAUACCCAUAGAGAUAGGUGAUAAGAAGUAGGGCACUCCUGUAAUAUAGUAAUAAGAGUUGUUAAUAGUGGCCAAGCCUUUGAAGUGAAUAUAGGAUAUAGGGCUAAUAAGUGGUAGAAAUAUGUCCCUGCUCUUUUGAUGAUCUUCCUUUUAUCAGCAAGGCUGGACACAUGGUGGUAAUCUUCCUCAAACAAUGAAAUUGAAGGGAUGUCAUUGCCUAUCCUUUUCAGUUUACUAAAUCUCUGAACUGUUAAGCUGUUCCCUAUAUCAAGCACAAUUUUAUGACAUCUCUAAUAUUGAUGAUUACUACCGAGGGGGGACUCUGACAAAACAGACAGGGGUGAUCGUUGGCAAAAUCAGUUUAAACCCUAAGGGAAGGCACUUUAGGUGUGGUCAACAGCAAUUCUUACAUCUCAGAGAUGGCAAAUUGGGUGUGGUCAAGGGAAUUUUCUGAGUUUUAUUGCGGUCCUUGAGACAUCGCUAUGGAGCACAUCUCUCUUCCGUUCUUAUUGGCAAAUGGACACCUUAUAUUGUUACCAACAAUAAAGUGGAAAGUAUUAACCAA